This is a messenger RNA of Maylandia zebra (zebra mbuna), 4732 nucleotides long. RefSeq names its product nectin-2. The record is from RefSeq and is a predicted model, not a curated record. Lineage: Eukaryota; Metazoa; Chordata; Actinopteri; Cichliformes; Cichlidae.
UCUUCUUUGGUACAGUUCAUCAUCGGGGGUCUGUGAACAGCGGGUGCUGUGUGGUGAACAGAUUGGAAAGCUCCAUGAGGCAAAUCUGUGAUAUUGGGCUGUACAAAUAAAUUCGCCUUGACUUAAAACCUGCUGCGUAGUUUGGAUGGUAUCUAGGUGCAGGUUGUAUUCCAGGGAAAAAUUCUUUCAGCAAUUUCAACAAGUUGUUCUCUGAGCCCCCCCGCCUGCCAUUGCUAAUCUUAAUUGUUUUUUUCGGAGGGGGGUGGAAAGGAUAAGGACUGUGACGCCUGAUGACAUCACCUCAGUCACACACGCAGUUCGAGAGCCGCGCGCUCACACGCAGGAAAUAGUUGUUGGAGCAGAGAGAGAGAGAGAGAAAGAGAAAGAAAGCCGCAGUUCUUCACAUCCUGAACACCGGCGGAGAGGAACUAUUCACCUGUGCGCUGCCAGGACGAAUUCACAAGGAUUUCCAUUCAUUUUUAGCCCAUUUUGCUUUAAAGACGAACGAGGGACACUUCAAACAAGAAUCUCUGUCGGACUCUUGACCUGUCCUGUAACCAAACAAGUUCUGAUUCUUUGAGUGAGAUUUUACUCCGAAGUUGACCUUUAUUUGAAGUUUUUUUUUCUUCUCAAAGCCCUAUUUAUUUCGGCGAGCCUUCGUUCCUGGGGUUUUAGCGGACCGUAAUCAACCAUGGCGAGACAUGACUCCCGAAUCUGGCCUGAAUGCACAAAAAUGAUAGGACUGCUCUGCUUGGUUUCGUCGAUACUUCUACACCACGGAGCUUCAGGUCAGCGUGUAAAAGUAGACCAAGAGGUGACAUCGUAUCCUGGCCAGACAGUCAACCUGCGCUGUGCCUUCGCUGAUCCCACUGGGGUACAGCUUUCAAUGGUCACAUGGAUGUACGUGCCAGAGCCAACCCAAGACCCAGUCAACAUAGCUGUGUUUCUCCCCGGGAAUGAGCCCAGCUAUCCUAACUCACCUGUGAAAGGCAGAGUCAGCUUCGUGCCCAGUCCUCCAAAGGUGGACAGCCCUUCUAUCCAGAUUACUGAUGUUAGGAUGACUGAUGAGGGGAAGUAUGCCUGCGAAUUUGCUACCUACCCUGGCGGAAAUGUCCGUGGCACCACCCAGCUGGUCAUGCUAGCUAAACCCGAGAACUCGGCCUCCCCUGUAACAGUGGUUGCUGGCGCUAAGCCAAUCACUGUGGCAAGCUGUAAGUCAGCAAAUGGCCAACCCGCUGCCGAGAUCUCCUGGGUGACUACAGCCAAUGGCAAUUACACAACGAAGCAGCAGCCGGGGACUGACAACACGUUGACGGUGAUCAGCGAGUACAUCAUGGUCCCAAUGCCAAACGACAACGGGAAAGAAAUUACCUGUGUCGUAUCACACAGGACCCUGGUCAAACCAGAGAGCUUCAAGAUGAAUUUAGCAGUUCAGUUUGCUCCCCAGGUAACCAUAGAAGGUUAUGACAACAACUGGUACAUCGGCCGCACAAAUGUGGCGCUCACCUGCAAGGCUAAUGCAAACCCCCCUCCAACCACUAUCCAGUGGAAGUCGACGACAGGAGAGUUUCCACCUGCAGUGCAGGUCAGUGAAAAUGUGCUCAAGGUACAGAAUGUGGACGAGUCUGUCAACACCACUUUUUUCUGUGAGGUCAACAACCAAAUCGGGACGACCAAAGAACAGUUUGGGAUCCUGGUCAGAGAGCCCCCAAAGAACCCAUCCAAUGCUGGCGUGGUGGCGGGAGCUGUGAUUGGCUCCCUGCUGGCCCUCCUUUUGGUUGCCGCUCUCAUCGCCGUGCUCGUCACCCGUAGGCGCAGGCAGCAGCAGGGUUACCGCGCCAAUGGCGGCAGUGACAUGAAGACGCGCAUAUUCGGGGGCGGCAAGAAAGCGAGCAAGAACGGCACAAAUGGAGGUGCGGGAAACGGCGGCGGCAACAACAACGGCCCCAUCUACGUUUACAGCGAGAGCUCCCCCAUUCAGGCCCUUGGAGAGAAAAACAACCACCAGCUGAUUACCAUGGGAGGCCACCCUGAAGUGGUUAGCACCACACCCACUGCCCAAGACAUCCUGCUAAGCAACGAGUUGGACGACGCGGAGAAGAGGAAGUUUGACGAGCUUGACGAAGCAGAGAACUAUGAUCACUACAAUCCUGGUGGCCCCAUCCAUUUGCCUCGCUCAAUUCGCGAUCAGGAGAUGAUUGGAGAAUACGAUGAUGACAUGGAGUCCCAGCGUGAUGGCUCGGUCAUCUCACGGACUGCAGUUUACGUAUAGAGGAGGAGGAAUUGGAGGAAGGGGAGGAGGAGGAGGCAAAAAGGCGAGCUGGAGAAUUCCUCCUGAGGAUUUUGUGGCGGUGGGGUCUUGUCCCUGUUUGAUGGUGAAAAGAAAAUCAUACCACUUUUAUUUUUGAAAAACAAAAAAAAUCCAUUUUAACUAUAGUCUAUCAUUAAUCACAGUGGACAGAAUGAAAAAGAGGGUGUGGUGGGAUGUUGUAAAAGGAUUGUUGUUGUUGUUGUUGUUAUGUGGUCCCUAAGAACUAAAAAUCAAACGGAGAAAAGAACAACAUGCCUCCCACCGCUUCUGCUCGUGCUCUCGCUAUCACUGGGACCUUGCCUAUUGACUGACAGACAGGCUAAAGAGAAACAAUGUAAUGUGGGAGUAGGUUCAUGGAAAAGUGAUUACAAGCUUAGAGGAGGCAUCUCACUUGCAUAUUCGCUGUUAUCUUCACUAAAACAGUAGCCGUGGAAUAAGUUGUCAAGCAGUUACCUGAUGCCUGAAAAUCUCUUUACUUCUGUGGGAAACUUUUUGUUUUGCCAACGUGUUGAGCUGUGACACCUGGUGGGAAGUGGAGGACAGCGGUAUGAGUCAGUUUGAAAGUAUAGACAGUAACCAUCAGGUAAUUUCGAGACAGUAAAAAUGUAUUUGCUUAUGUCUGCUGGUGACUUCGCUCUGCUCUCUCUGCCUUCUUCUCAAAACAACUCUGCCAACUAUCACAGGCAGUAGACACUCUCAAUUUGAACUUAGCAAAAAAUUUAAAGAACAUGAGGUCUUUGUGUGGCGAGCAAAUAGAAAAGCAGUUAGGUUUUAACAAAGUAAGUUUGCUGAGAGUUUGAACCAAGUUCCUAACAAGGUGUUCACGAGCAAACUUUUGCACUGUGCCUGGAGGUAAGAGACGGUAAACAAGAGAUGAGGGAAUGAGGUGUAGCUGAUCUGACAGGGUCAAAGGAUGGGGAGAGGGAUUCAGGAGGCAGGAGGACUAGAAAGGAGCACGUCUCUUCUUUUCUCUUCCUCCUCAUCCUCGUCUAUUCAGAGCGCUCCUGACAGGAGGAGCUUGAUUGGUAAUGAGCCGUGAAGUCGCUCGCUUAGCCGGGACCAACAGAUUGCCACCACUUAUCGUUUAUGACGUGGCGAUUCCUCUCUCCCUCCCACCUCCAUCUCUCCAUCAUGCUUCCGUCUCUCCUCCUCUCUCUCCGCAUCCUUCUCUCCCUUUCUCUCCAGUGUUUAUGGGGAGUUUAUGAUUUAUCCAGGGCGGUGUUGAGGUCAGGGCUACCGAGAUCAAAGUAGUAUUUUACCGCUCCUGAUGUGUCAGACACCCCACUUACUCUACUCCAGCCCGGUGUGCCCUGACAUGCCAGGAGUGACUAAUCCACCUGGAGUGGCCAUGUUCACUCCACUGCACAGACACCCCAGCUGCCUCUCCCGCUUUAGUAAAUGGUGAGAUGUAACAAGAGCCCCACCUCCAGAGUGCAAUGGCAUUAGGUUAGACAGAUUUUCAAUGAGAUCAUAUAUUUCUUUCCAUUAGCCAGUGUUGUUAAAUGUAGUGAAUUGAUCGGGAGACAUAAAAGGUUGCAUCCGCAGCAAAGCUAUGGGAGUCAUAUUGACUAACAGGCAACAUGUGGCGAAAUGGCCCUUUUUAUGAUGCAGGUUCAGGGCCGAUUGUCUCCUGACUGUUAAUUUAUCCUUUUAACGAGCCACCGGAGGCCCGCUCGGGCAAAUAUUACUCCAUGGCUAUUGUACACCGCUGUCUUUGAGGCUCGGUGUGUGUACAUUUGCAUGCGUCACCAUAUCUGCAUAGCCACUGGGCGACUGUGAUGGACAAUCGUAGAGAGAACCGAAGCUCCUCUAAUCAUUGCGUUCCCUGCCCUUCCUAAUCAGCUGUCCUUGGACCCACUGGGAAUCCAAUGAAAGGGGUCUUGAUGACUGUACCUGACCUCCUGUAAAGGACCUUCUAAGAAAUGGGUUGGCUUCUGCUGCAGGUCAUAAGGGCAAAUGCAGAGUGACUCAUUCCUAAGGGCAAAGAUGACUGUGCUUGCGUUUCUUAUCGUGGCUGUUUUUUGUUUUUUUUUAACCUUGAACUACAGAUGUGAGAGAUAAACACUCACCCAGUAUCUGCACAGGGCGAGGCAGACCUUGUUUGCCUUUGUGAUGGCUGUUAACCUUCAGAGAGGUGGCGAGAGAGAGAGACAGAUGACAAAAAUAGAGACGGCGCUUCGUGUUUGAGCGCUGUCUAGCAUAUUGUAAGCCAGUGUGUUCAAUAGGAUUAUCGUCUAAUGGCCUUAGCUUAUACUUAAAUGCAACUCCUGCCAACCUGGGGUACAGUAAAUUUGCCGAACGCAGCUGAUUUCUCACACUCAAUAUGAAAAUGUAUUAUUUUUACACUUGUAUGUGUCACCAAUACAAAGAAAUAUGAGUGCAACACUUAGUUUUUGUUUUUUUUUUGGAAGGGGGGGGGGG